Gigantopelta aegis is the source of this 2168-nucleotide messenger RNA. RefSeq names its product sarcoplasmic calcium-binding proteins I, III, and IV-like. Gene Ontology annotation, molecular function: calcium ion binding. NCBI's taxonomy places the organism in Eukaryota, Metazoa, Mollusca, Gastropoda, Neomphalida, Peltospiridae. Bases 445 to 1098 code for a protein of 217 amino acids. The transcript is spliced from 8 exons. The record is from RefSeq and is a predicted model, not a curated record.
GUGAGAGGGACAGACAGACAGAUACAAACAUACUUAACAGACAGACAGACAGACAGAUAACCUAAAGGAUUCUAUAUAACAAGGGAUAGCUGAUAUUAAUUUCCAUCGACCGCUAACUGUACUCCUGAUCCACCUUCCACCGACCAACAUCCCUCUCCCGGCUAAACAUUGACCAGUCCCUAUAACAGCCGCGUUAACGUGAGUCACAAACUGAUGUGAUUCGUUGAAGUACUUCCAUACAGCCACACACACAAGGUGCUUAUAAAUCAGCCAUACUGUAAUUUAUAUAUACACUACACAAUACUGUGCAUUCAGUUUCCUCAAGGGAUGAAAUAAUCAAAUUACAACGGACGUAUGCUGGAUAUUGUUUGGAAUAUGUUGUGGAUUCAUGCAAUUUUAGCUCAAAUAUGAUAUGGAUUACGUAAGACGACUAUAAAAGAGAAAAUGGGAGGAAUACUGGGUAUAAACAAGAAUUUGAGUGACUUCCAGAAAAAGAAAUUGUUACACGAGUAUUACACGUUCUUUGGAUACAUUGUAAAUCCUGAAUGCAAUGGAGAUUUUAAUAGAAAUGGAAGAUUAGAACAGAAAGAUUUCGAACUAGCACGUGAGAAAAUCUCUGAGAUGAGCGGGUGGAAAAAGGACUCUAAGAAGUACAAGGAGACGAAGGAGCUGUUCAUGGAGGUGUGGAGGAUGUUGUCAGACGAGGGCGACGAGAACAACGACGGCAUCAUCACAGAGGAAGAAUGGUUAAGAAUGUGGGAGAGGUUCAACAAGGACAGCUGUAAACAAUCAAAAACAGAAGAGGACCCGGCGAAGGUGAUACCCAACUGGCUGGAGCGAUACGUCGAAUUUAAAUUCAACCUUCUAGAUCGCACAGGUGACGGAGUGAUCGACAUAGACGAGUUUGAGUAUGUUCUAGGAGAUUUCGGGGUGUCGUGUAAAGAAGCUAGGACAGCUUUCGUCAUUAUUACCCAGAACAAUGAGAAGAAGAUCGACAUGGACUAUUUUAAAGAGUUAUCCGCCGAGUACUACAGGUCGAAUGACCCCGGCGCGUUGGGAAACUUCAUUACCGGAAAACUCGACUUCACGGAUGAAUAAACUAUAGUGUGCGACAAGACGAACGUUUCACCAAAAGACUAUAGUGCGUUACACCAAGAACAGCUCUCUCCAAAACACGACGAUAUUUAGUCGAAAACGAAUACGAAUAUCUUUAUUUGCAUCAUUUUGCAGCGUAUAUAUAUAACGUCGGACACAUAGACAAAACAUAAAAAUAAAUGCGUUAUAUUAUUAAUGCGCAUUCAUUUCAGAUAGAUAUUUCACUGAUAUGUUUUUUUAAUAAGGUUAUGCCAUAUGUCUUGUGCAUGCGGAGAAAUGACAUAUUGGUAACAACUCUAACUUAAAGAAGGUAUUGUUCAGAUAGGGAAACAUGGAAUGAAAUGUGUCUGAAACAAAAGAAAACAACAUCACAUUUUUUGUGGUUUAUUUGUGCAAUAAAACAGCAUAUUUGUCAAAUUGUCAGCAUAACGUACACUGGCAUGUCGAGGGACAAAAACAAAACAAAAACAAACAAGCUACAAACUACAUUAACAAACAAACGCUUUUUUUUCUUAUCUAAUCACCAAAUUAUGUCGUUUUGCUCUCUUUUUUUCUUCAAAUUAGAACAAAAUCCUCUUUCAGUUACAAUUGUUACAAAUAUGUCAUUUGUUCAUAUGCGUUAUGCAUGUACAUAUGAUAUGACACUUCUAUAAGAAGAUAUUCAGAGAGAUACUCAUUACGUUAUUUAUGCCUUUCAGUAUAUAAAGUGCACAUGUAAUAUAUAAUAUAUAAUAUCUUACAUUUUCAGUGCAAUCAAAGUAUGUGAUAUUUUUUAGAUCACAUACUUUAAGAAUUUGAUAACUUUGCAAAUUAGAUGUAAAUUAGUCGAGGUCUUGGCACUAGGUUUAUUGACAUUUAAGCAAACGUACUUGGGUGACACUCCAUGAUUGACGUAUGCAUUCAUAGUCAUCAAAUAAAGUCAUUUCAAAGGCAAUUUGACACAGAAAGCUGCCCAGCAUUCAGAAAACAAUAAACGUUAGGCAUAACUUUAUUUUGAUGUAAGGACAUCCAAAAUGACGUCAUUCGAGUUUAAAGUCAUUUCCAUUCAAAAAUACACCGCGCCACAUAUUCUU